GCGCCCAGAAGACGACUGUCAAAGGUCACAGGGAAAUCAAAGGCGGGGUACAGGGCCAGAGGGAGGAGGAAACAACUUCCCGGUUGCUCUCAGACGCUUCAGAGAUCCUCUGGAGGCCUGGGGAGCUUUUGAGUUCUUUAUUUCAGUAGGUCCCUGAGUUCUGUGAGUGGCGGGGUAGAGCCACCAGGGGAAUCCACAGUGGUUUCUCGUGCCCCUCAGGGUCAGGAGCAGUCUGAUCAAAAGGAGGCCAUCCACUGUCUGGGGCCUUUCCCACAGCUCCCGGAUGCUGGGUCUGGAGGCUGCGCCCUUACCCCCCAGGAGCUCGGCCCAGUGGGCAGCCUGAAUAUGGCCAAUUACACGCUGGCACCAGAGGAUGAAUACGAUGUCCUCAUAGAAGGUGAACUGGAGAGUGAUGAGGCAGAGCAAUGUGACAAGGAUGAAGCCUGGGCGCUCUCAGCCCAGCUGGUGCCGUCGCUCUGCUCUGCUGUGUUCGUGGUCGGUGUCCUGGACAAUCUCCUGGUUGUGCUUAUCCUGGUAAAAUAUAAAGGACUCAAACGCGUGGAAAAUAUCUAUCUUCUAAACUUGGCAGUUUCUAACUUGUGUUUCUUGCUUACCCUGCCCUUCUGGGCUCAUGCUGGUGGCGAUUCCAUGUGUAAAAUUCUCAUUGGACUGUACUUUGUGGGCCUGUACAGUGAGACAUUUUUCAAUUGCCUUCUGACCGUGCAAAGGUACCUAGUGUUUUUGCACAAGGGAAACUUUUUCUCAGUCAGGAGGAGGGUGCCCUGUGGCAUCGUUACAAGUGCCCUGGCGUGGGUAACAGCCAUUCUGGCCACUGUGCCCGAAUUUGCAGUUUAUAAACCUCAGAUGGAAGACCCAAAAUACAAGUGUGCAUUUAGCAGAACUCCCUUCCUGCCAGCUGAUGAGACAUUCUGGAAGCAUUUUCUGACUUUAAAAAUGAAUGUUUCGGUUCUUGUCUUUCCCCUAUUUAUUUUUACAUUUCUCUAUGUGCAAAUGAGAAAAACACUAAGGUUCGGGGAGCAGAGGUAUAGCCUUUUCAAGCUUGUUUUUGCCAUAAUGGUAGUCUUCCUUCUGAUGUGGGCGCCCUACAAUAUCGCACUUUUCCUGUCCACUUUCAAAGAACAUUUCUCCCUGAGUGACUGCAAGAGCAACUACAACCUGGACAAAAGUGUUCUCAUCACUAAACUCAUCGCCACCACCCACUGCUGCGUCAACCCUCUCCUGUAUGUCUUUCUUGAUGGGACAUUUAGGAAAUACCUCUGCCGCUUUUUCCAUCGGCGUAGUAACACCCCACUUCAACCCAGGCGGCAGUUUGCACAAGGCACAUCGAGGGAAGAACCUGACCAUUCCACCGAAGUGUAAACUAGCAUCCACCAAAGGCAAGACGACUAAACAUGGAUUUUCAUCUUUUUGCAUUAUUUCACGUAAAUUUUUUACACACUUGUAUACAAAAUCGGAUACAGGAAGAAAAGGGAGAGGUGAGCUAACAUUUGCUAAGCAUUGAAUUUGUCUCAGGCACCGUGCAAGGCCCUUUACAAACAUGAGCUCCUUCGCCUCCUACGACUUGUCCAUAGUGUGGAUGGGACUAGUCUCAUUUCUCUGAGAAGAAAACUGAGGCUUGGAAAUUUGUCUAAGAUCACACAAGUAGGAAGUGGCAGAACUGAUUCUCCAGCCCUGGUAGCGUUUGCUCAGAGCCUACGCUUGGUCCAGAACGUCAAACUCCAAACCCUGGGGACAAAUUGCAUGAAAUAAAUGUAUUUUAAAACAUCUA
Molecule: messenger RNA, 1789 nt
Organism: Rhinopithecus roxellana (golden snub-nosed monkey)
Lineage: Eukaryota; Metazoa; Chordata; Mammalia; Primates; Cercopithecidae
Gene: CCRL2
Product: C-C motif chemokine receptor like 2
Exons: 2
Coding region: 346-1380 (344 amino acids)
Biological process (GO): immune response; chemotaxis; G protein-coupled receptor signaling pathway
Cellular component (GO): cytoplasm; membrane
Molecular function (GO): chemokine receptor activity
Source: RefSeq, a predicted model, not a curated record